Molecule: messenger RNA, 2223 nt
Organism: Lithohypha guttulata
Lineage: Eukaryota; Fungi; Ascomycota; Eurotiomycetes; Chaetothyriales; Trichomeriaceae
Exons: 2
Coding region: 1-2223 (740 amino acids)
Cellular component (GO): VCP-NPL4-UFD1 AAA ATPase complex
Molecular function (GO): polyubiquitin modification-dependent protein binding
Source: RefSeq, a predicted model, not a curated record
AUGACUGCCGAAUCAUUGAAGUGGUCAGCGCGCCUACAUGUCGCACCCGAAUCCUCGGUAAUAAAGCGUCUCCAAGGUGAUAAGAUUGUUCUACCGCAAUCCGCUCUUGAAGGGCUGCUCGCCGCCGCACCAAUUGUCUCCAUAGAAGGCAAUGGCUCUCGAAACUAUACCUCGUCCUUCAAUCCCUUCAACCAAUACUCGUUUGCUGCAGAGCGGCAAGCCCGUGAUGCUUUCGCAGAUAGACAACAACAGUUGCCUCACCCCCUGACUUUCAGACUUGUCAAUCCACAGAACGGUCGUGCAGUGUAUGCCGGAAUUCGAGAGUUUAGCUCUGAAGAGGGAGAAAUUGGGCUCAGCUCAAUGCUACAGGAAGCACUGGGCAUCAGAAAUGACUCAACACAGACCACGAGGAGUAAUACUCCUCAGCCAGACGUCGACACGACCGAUACAGUCGUAUCGAAAAUCCCGACGAUCUCCAUCACACAUCGCAGUCUUCCGAAAGGAACCUAUGUCAAGCUGCGACCAUUGGAAUCAGGUUACGACCCUGAAGAUUGGAAGAGCUUGCUUGAGCGCUACCUACGAGAUAAUUUCACAACCUUGACUACUGAUAAGGUUGACCCCGAAGGAGAAGCAAUCUGUGUGGUGGACACAGAUCUCGAGGUCGACAUUGAGCCGAUGAAUGAAGAGCAGGCACGAGAGACUUUAGAUAAGAGGUUGGCUAAAGCAAAGAAAGCCCCCGGAACUGCCACUGGUAGCUCUGCUGGUGGUGCUCUUUCUGUUGGUCAGGAAAUACAUGGACAGGUCUUGCCAGGAGAAUACGUCGAUUUUGAGCUCAAGCAGUGGGACAAGAAGUCAGAUUUAGAGAUUCGGACUACCACAGCCGAAACAGAUGAUAUCGAUAUCCUUGCAAAUCCUUUCUCGAGCCAUCUUCGGUCGAAACCAAGAAUUGACGAGCAUGUUUUUGCCGACCUGAGCAGUCGCCCUGCUAAGAGACUGAAAAUUAGUCACACGAAUGUCGAGGUGGAAGAGGCAGAACAUAUCAACAUAUCUAUACACGCUUGGAAAGCUGAUAACAUCGUCGACCAGAAGCCUUUGCCAUUUACUGUUACAGUAUCUAUGGCAAGAGACGACAAUGGUCAGCGUGACCCACAAAAUACACCUGCGCAGCUGGAUACCGAUGAAGUUAUUUGCAAAAACUGCAGACAACACGUUCCUAAGAGGACUUUGGCACUUCACGAAGCGUUCUGUUAUCGAAACAACAUUUCCUGUCCGAAAUGCCACAAUGUAUUCCUUAAAAGUUCAGAAUCAUGGAAGUCACACUGGCACUGUCCCCACGACGAUGCUUACGGUGACGGCCUCUUGUCUCAAACCAAACACGAUACACUCUUACACCCAUCCUCAAUACUCCAAUGUUCAAAUUGCGACUUCGAAGCCUUCAACGUUCCCAUCCUGGCGCAGCACCGCACCUCGACCUGUCCUGCCAAGGAGAUUCUUUGCCCAUUCUGUCACUUGAUAGUACCUCAGCAAAGUCCAGAAGACCCGUCUUUCACUGACCCAGAAGUGCUGAUGUCAGGUAUGACUCCGCAUGAGUAUGCUGAUGGUGCCCGCACGACGGAAUGUCACAUCUGCAAUCGCAUUGUGCGGCUUAGAGAUAUGCACACUCAUCUCCGCCUGCAUGACCGCGACCGAAUUGGGAAGAUCGCUCCGCGUUUAUGCUCGAAUGUAGUCUGCGGAAGGACAAUUAAGCCUGGUGAUGAAGGAAGAAUCGCUAAAGAGCAGUUUGGCUUGUGCACUGAGUGCUUCGGCCCGUUGUACGUUACCACCCACGAUCCUGAGGGUAAAAUGCUUCGGCGAAGAGUCGAGCGAAGGCUAUUGCAACAACUCAUGUCGGGCUGUGGCAAGCCAUGGUGUCACAAUGUUCAAUGGUGUAAGACUGGCCACAAGAAUUCGACUGGUGAGGAUCGAGUUGUGACAGCAAAGGAUGCCCUGCCGAAGGUCAAGCCGGUCUUGGAUCGUCUAGCAAGCGGUGAUCAUACCGGAUUGAGCUUUUGUGUGGACGAAGCGGCUCAGUCAAGAAGGGCUAUGGCUGAGAUGGUGACCGCCGAAGGUGCGUAUGAGCUUGCUUGGUGUACAAAAGCGCUCGAGGAAGAGCACAAUGACCUGACCAAAGCUCGAGGGUGGCUCACAGAUAGAGCUCCAAAGAUAAAUGAGGUUCCCACGUAG